AUGUCAGAAUCUCGAUCGCAUGAUACCCCGCGCAGUAGACCUCACAAACGACACACCUCGCAUCGACGGCGGCGCGAUGUCGAUGAUUUCGACGAACGGUGGGGUGACGAGGAAGUUGUCGAAGACAUAGACCAGACGUCAGAACCCGAAUUCGCUGAGUCGUCCUCCAAGCGAGUAAAACUCUCCAAUGGCUCUGCUGAAAGCGCGGCUCGUCGCACUUCUCCUUCCCCUCCCCCUCCUGAGACCACAGAGGAUCAAGACCGCAAAGACCGGGACGAAUUUGCAAAGAGGCUCGCGAAGCGAGAUGAAGAGCGCCAGAAGAAGAUCGUUGAGGACCGCUCGGCCGCAAAAGACAGUGUGACUGCGCAGAGGAGAGCGUUAGCCGAUGACGCAGCUGCUCGAACGGCCGCAAUGCCCGAUCUGAGGAUUCGUUCGAGGCAGGAUUAUCUCAAGAAGCGAGAGGCCGAACGACUGGCUUUGCUCAGACAACAGGUUGCCGAAGAACAGCGCGAGCUAAGGGAUAACCCUGACCUGACCAGGAGAGAAAAGGAGGAGUUUGCGAGGAACAAAGAGGUGUUGAGGUUGGCCGAGGAGAGACUGAAUAUUGACGACCAUCUCGACGGUUAUGCUUUACCAGAAGAUUACAUCACGGAGAAGGGGAAAAUCGACAAGCGCAAGAAGGAGCAGGCUUUGUAUCAGAGAUAUGUGGAUAGGGACGAGAUGGGCCGAGAGAAAUAUGUCACAGAGCACGAGGAGUGGGAGAAGGAACAAACGAAGCGAGCUGAGGCUCAGAUCAAAAAGUCGGAAUUUGUGGAUGAAGGCGACUACGGUUAUGUGUUUGACGAGAGCCAGCAGAUGAAGUUCGUCAUGUCCGAAACCCUAGGAGGAGAUCUGGGAAAGGGCCUGACUCGCGAGCAGAGAGAACUGGCUGAACGGAUCAACGCAGCUGAGGCCAAGGCCAAGAGUAUGGAAGAAACGAGGAAAAGUCUACCAGUGUACCAAUAUCGUGAUCAGAUCAUCGAGGCCGUCAAAGAGCAUCAGGUGUUGAUCAUUGUUGGCGAGACUGGAAGUGGCAAGACCACGCAGCUGCCGCAGUAUCUCCAUGAAGCUGGUUACACCAAAGGUGGCAUGAAGAUCGGGUGUACACAACCACGGCGAGUUGCCGCCAUGUCGGUGGCAGCAAGAGUUGCAGAUGAGAUGGGAAAACGCUUAGGCAACGAAGUCGGAUAUGCCAUUCGUUUCGAGGACAACACCAGCGAGAAAACCGUGUUGAAAUAUAUGACAGAUGGGAUGCUGCUCAGAGAGCUUCUUACGGACCCAGAGCUGUCGCAGUACUCGGCACUGAUGAUUGACGAGGCCCAUGAACGAACGGUGAGCACUGACAUUGCAUGCGGAUUGUUGAAGGACAUAGCCAAGGCUCGACCUGACCUCAAGCUGUUGAUCUCUUCUGCGACCAUGGAUGCACGAAAGUUUCAGAAAUAUUUCGACGAUGCCCCCAUCUUCAACAUCCCCGGUCGACGAUACGCAGUCGACGUACAUUACACUGCACAACCCGAGGCAAACUACCUCGCGGCUGCCAUCACUACCGUCUUUCAAAUUCACAUUACUCAGCCCAGUGGCGAUAUCCUAGUCUUCUUAACCGGUCAAGAGGAAAUUGAAGCUAUGGAGCUCAACUUACAGGAGACUGCACGGAAGUUGGGUAACAAGAUCAAGGAAAUGAUCAUAUGUCCGAUUUAUGCCAACCUGCCGACAGAUCUCCAGGCCAAAAUCUUUGAGCCGACUCCGCCCAAUGCCAGAAAAGUGGUUCUAGCCACAAAUAUUGCUGAAACUUCAUUGACAAUUGACGGGAUCGUGUAUGUCAUUGACCCUGGAUUUGUCAAGGAGAACCAGUACAAUCCGCGCACAGGGAUGGAGUCGUUGGUGGUGGUACCUUGCAGUCGUGCAUCGGCGGGACAACGUGCCGGCCGCGCGGGUCGUGUAGGGCCUGGUAAGUGUUUCCGGCUAUACACAGCGCAGGCAUAUAAGAACGAAUUGGACGAGAACACGACGCCGGAGAUCCAGAGAACCAACCUCUCGGGUGUUAUUCUCAUGCUCAAAAGUUUGGGUAUCAACGACCUUCUCGAUUUUGACUUUAUGGAUCCGCCAUCUACGGAUACAAUCGUUCGUGCUGUCGAACAGCUGUACGCUCUUGGGGCACUGAACAAUGCUGGGGAGUUGACCAAGGUUGGUCGCCAAAUGGCCGAAUUCCCCACCGAUCCCACGCUGGCACGAUCCAUCUUGGCCGCGGAUAAAUAUGGCUGUACUGAAGAGAUUCUGUCUAUUAUUGCCAUGCUCGGCGAGGCGUCUGCGUUGUUCUUCCGACCCAAAGACAAGAAGAUCCAUGCAGAUAGCGCAAGAGCGAGAUUUACCAACAAAGAAGGCGGAGAUCACCUUUCGCUGCUCAAUAUCUUCAACGAAUGGACAGACUCUGACUAUAGUCUUGUUUGGGCUAAAGAAAACUUUUUGCAGCAACGAAGCCUGACGCGGGCGCGAGAUGUCCGAGACCAGCUGGCACGGCUUUGCGACCGAGUGGAGGUGGACCCUUCAAAGACCUGUGGCGGUCAGUCCAACAUUGAACCCAUCCAGAAGGCUAUCACGGCAGGAUUUUUCCCUCACUCGGCGCGAUUGCAACGGGACGGACAGAGCUAUCGAACGGUCAAGAACGGGCAGGUGGUCUACAUCCAUCCUUCUAGUGUUCUGAUUGAGAGCCAGCCCAAGUGGACCAUCUACCACGAACUGGUGCUGACGAGCAAGGAAUACAUGCGCAGUUGCAUGCCCCUGAAACCAGAAUGGCUUAUUGAAGUGGCGCCACAUUACUACAAGAAGAAGGAUCUCGAGUCGUUGGGAGUCGAGAGGAAAGUCCCCAGGGGCGAGGGUAAAGCGCAAAGCAAGAUCUGA
Messenger RNA from Exophiala mesophila, 2937 nucleotides. RefSeq lists its product as uncharacterized. The transcript has a single exon. Gene Ontology annotation, molecular function: ATP binding; RNA binding. The record is from RefSeq and is a predicted model, not a curated record. Bases 1 to 2937 code for a protein of 978 amino acids. Gene Ontology annotation, cellular component: catalytic step 2 spliceosome; intracellular anatomical structure. NCBI's taxonomy places the organism in Eukaryota, Fungi, Ascomycota, Eurotiomycetes, Chaetothyriales, Herpotrichiellaceae.